AUGGAUAUUUUAAAAGCUGAAAUAGCCCGUAAACGAAAGUUAUUGGAAGAAAAAGAACUUCUAGGCACUGAUAAAAAGUAUUUUAAAAGAGGAGAACUUAUAGCUAAAGAACAAGAAGAGUACAGGAAGAAGUAUUAUUCUCUUAACGAAGCAGACGAUAAGUCCUCCACCAUAUCAGAUGGUGACAAAAUCGAGUCUGAUGUUCAGCAUAGUAUUUUACCUCGACAAGAAGUGAUAACGCGGUUAAGGGAUCGAAAUGAGCCAAUCCUGCUUUUUGGCGAAACAGAAAUAGAUGCAUUUAAGAGACUGCGAAAAUGGGAGCUUCUGGAACCUGAAGUAAACAAAGGUUUUCGCAAUGAUUUUCAAGAAGCCAUGGAACAAGUGGAUCAAGCUUAUCUCAAUGAGCUGCUUAAAGAUUCUGAGGCAACCAAGAGUACAGAAAAAGUUGACAAGAAAAAACAUGAAACAACUAUUGGCUAUGAGGAGAUAAGGGAAAUGGCUAAGAGUAUGGGGCGAGGCAAUAGGGAACAUGAUAUGACUGUUAUUGUAUAUUUUAUUCAGGAUUUAACAUAA
Molecule: messenger RNA, 573 nt
Organism: Diabrotica balteata
Lineage: Eukaryota; Metazoa; Arthropoda; Insecta; Coleoptera; Chrysomelidae
Source: the annotation of a GenBank genome assembly